AUGACUGAUACGGCAGCAAAUUAUGCACAGUUAUAUUUGAAGGAGAUAGUCAGAUUGCAUGGGAUUUUGAUAUCCAUCAUAUCUGACAUAGAGUUAUUGGGUAAUAAAUUGGUUCAUGAAGUGAUUGAGAAGGUGAAUAUCAUUGUGCAACGCCUUAAGACAGCUUACAGUCGACAUAAGUCUUAUACAAACACGAGGCAUCGUGAGCUAGAAUUUGCUGUUUGUGACAAGGUAUUCUUGAAAGUGUCGCCAAUGAAGGGUGUGAUGCAGUUUGAGAGUAAGGGAAAAAUUAGUCCUUGUUUUAUUAGACCUUAUGAAAUUGUGAGAAGAAAUGGGAAAGUGGCUUACGAGUUGAACUUACCGUCGGAGAUAUCUAUAUUGCAUCAUGUGUUUCACAUUUGGAUAUUGAGGUUGUAUAAACUUGAUCCUUUGCAUAUCUUAACUCAUGAAGAGAUUAAAGUCAACGAGGGGUUUUCUUAUGAUGAAGAACAUGUGCUAAUCUUAGAUCGUCAAGUUAGUAGGUUGAGAACUAAUGAUGUAGAUUCUGUUAAAGUCUUGUGGCAAAAUGAUAAUACCAAGGAAGUGACUUGGGAAGCGAAGGAGGACAUGAAGAAGAAUUACCCUCAUUUAUUACCUAUCUCAGCUUAUGGGAGUCCCUGUGAAGACCCCAUUGUUAUUGUCGGGUUGUUAUCUGGUUUUUAUUCAUGGGAUAGCCCAUAA
Molecule: messenger RNA, 720 nt
Organism: Lycium barbarum (goji berry)
Lineage: Eukaryota; Viridiplantae; Streptophyta; Magnoliopsida; Solanales; Solanaceae
Exons: 3
Coding region: 1-720 (239 amino acids)
Source: RefSeq, a predicted model, not a curated record